Messenger RNA from Strongylus vulgaris, 861 nucleotides. NCBI's taxonomy places the organism in Eukaryota, Metazoa, Nematoda, Chromadorea, Rhabditida, Strongylidae. The record is from the annotation of a GenBank genome assembly.
AUGGCUCCGCGUGACCAGCCACCAUCACAACAGGCCCCGAUAGCGCAUUUUUCAAUAGUAUUUGAAACGACUUGUGCCGGCAGCUCUUGCGUGCUCUAUAUGAUAGAAAGUCCCAUGGAAAGAACAAAAACGUCUCAAUUCCGUUUUUUGGCAGCAUUCAAUGGUACUCAGCCAAGAAGAGUUUGGUCUCACAGCAUUUUGAAAAGGAAUAGCGCACGAUUCAUGGUCGCCUUCCUACGCUCUGGUUCGACCUCCGGAGAUGACUCGAUACUAGACCAAGCCCGUAUUUUGUCCAUCAAUGUGACCAAUGUCGGAACAAAAGGGGACAAACAAGGCGGUGGCGCUAGCCGAUGCCUGCCAUGUCCUUCUGGCCAAUUCGGCAAGUGUAUACCAUGCCCACCCGGUCACUUUAUGACACCCGGGACCCACGAAUGUGCCCUCUGCCCGUCAAACACUGUAGCUAACGCAUCGUCAGACCGGAUUGGGAUCGAAAGCUGUGUGGCUUGCGGAGAAAAUCUGCACUCUUUGGAUGGUAUUGCAUGCAGAUCGGAAGGGCUUAUAUCAGUAAUUAAAGAUAACAAAACUCUAAAUUACGACCUUUCGUCUUGGGUGAAGAAGACUUGGACAACUACAGCUGUGAAAGUGUUCGCUCGUGAGGGAACGUCCUACUAUCAUUCAUUUAAUUUCUCGUUAUUCAACUCAGAAAAAGUCGAGUGCAAAGAAGUUUACGACUCGAAUGAUGCUUUUUCUUUAGCUGACCAGAAUCGUGAAACAAUCUCUGGAGCUGCGUGUAGAUUAACCGUCUUACCGGAUAUUGGCAGCAAUCGUACCAAACUGGCAUAUGUUUCACCGCUGCUGUGA